AUGGUGGAAAAUACGUGGCACAAUGCACCAAUUUUUCGGUUAUUUUUGACCACCUUAACCAGGAGUCAGAUCCUAAAUGAUUUCGUUCAAGUUAGUCGGAAGAAAACCCAGAAGAAAUAUCAGAGUCAUAAGAAUUGGCAGUCAGGAAAAAAUAUCUCGACGAUUACCAGCGACGCAAGACUGUCUUAUCGACUCGUUGGCGGAUCGCGUUACCUGGCAGCGGAUUGGACCAUUUUUGUGAUAAAGUGCUGCUCAAAUCGGCCGCGGAAGAAGCUUCAUAUCUCUGUCAGUGCCAUGCCGCUUAGAUCUGAGAUCUCUUCGAGGAACACUUUUAAUGCUCUCACACCGACGGACGAACGACGUCGUAUCGGCAGAUACGUAGCGGGUGGAACAGCCCUGGCAGUUACAUUGCUUGGCCUGCAUCAUGUGCUUCAACGGGGUGCAUUCACUAUAGCCGGGGUGUGCAUACCCACCAUUAUAAUGGCCUCCUACAUCAUCUGGGUUUUGUACUCCGCCCGCAGAGACAGGCGAAAGGCGCUCAGGCUUGCCACGGUUACGCAGCUGACCGAGGUCAUUGUGCCUCCCAGGACGAAUGAGCGCCGUGCCGUGCGCGAGGAUCCUAAGAGCGAGGGCGAAAACCUCCGGAAAAAUUCGUUGAACCUCGACAAAUCGCGAGGACACCGCGAGAACCCCGCUUUCUCCGACAUGGACGAGGUGUGA
Dinoponera quadriceps is the source of this 720-nucleotide messenger RNA. RefSeq lists its product as uncharacterized. The record is from RefSeq and is a predicted model, not a curated record. The coding region runs from base 1 to 720 and encodes 239 amino acids. The transcript has 6 exons. NCBI's taxonomy places the organism in Eukaryota, Metazoa, Arthropoda, Insecta, Hymenoptera, Formicidae.